AUGUUCGAUAAACCAAUGUUCAUGCGCGAAAGUCGCGACGAUUUGAUGUCCCGUGACACAGACUCAGGUAGUGAGGGAGAGGACGAGUCCCGUGACACAGACUCAGGUAGUGAGGGAGGGGACGAGUCCCGUGACACAGACUCAGGUAGUGAGGGAGGGGACGAGUCCCGUGACACAGACUCAGGUAGUGAGGGAGAGGACGAGUCCCGUGACACAGACUCAGGUAGUGAGGUAGAGGACGAGUCCCGUGACACAGACUCAGGUAGUGAGGGAGGGGACGAGUCCCGUGACACAGACUCAGGUAGUGAGGGAGGGGACGAGUCCCGUGACACAGACUCCGGUAGUGAGGGAGAGGACGAGUCCCGUGACACAGACUCCGGUAGUGAGGGAGGGGACGAGUCCCGUGACACAGACUCCGGUAGUGAGGGAGGGGACGAGUCCCGUGACACAGACUCCGGUAGUGAGGGAGGGGACGAGUCCCGUGACACAGACUCCGGUAGUGAGGGAGGGGACGAGUCCCGUGACACAGACUCCGGUAGUGAGGGAGAGGACGAGUCCCGUGACACAGACUCAGGUAGUGAGGGAGGGGACGAGUCCCGUGACACAGACUCCGGUAGUGAGGGAGAGGACGAGUCCCGUGACACAGACUCAGGUAGUGAGGGAGAGGACGAGUCCCGUGACACAGACUCAGGUAGUGAGGGAGAGGACGAGUCCCGUGACACAGACUCAGGUAGUGAGGGAGGGGACGAGUCCCGUGACACAGACUCCGGUAGUGAGGGAGAGGACGAGUCCCGUGACACAGACUCAGGUAGUGAGGGAGGGGACGAGUCCCGUGACACAGACUCAGGUAGUGAGGUAGAGGACGAGUCCCGUGACACAGACUCAGGUAGUGAGGGAGGGGACGAGUCCCGUGACACAGACUCAGGUAGUGAGGGAGGGGACGAGUCCCGUGACACAGACUCAGGUAGUGAGGGAGGGGACGAGUCCCGUGACACAGACUCAGGUAGUGAGGGAGAGGACGAGUCCCGUGACACAGACUCCGGUAGUGAGGGAGGGGACGAGUCCCGUGACACAGACUCCGGUAGUGAGGGAGGGGACGAGUCCCGUGACACAGACUCCGGUAGUGAGGGAGGGGACGAGCCCCGUGACACAGACUCCGGUAGUGAGGGAGGGGACGAGUCCCGUGACACAGACUCCGGUAGUGAGGGAGGGGACAAGUCCCGUGACACAGACUCCGGUAGUGAGGGAGGGGACGAGUCCCGUGACACAGACUCCGGUAGUGAGGGAGAGGACGAGUCCCGUGACACAGACUCCGGUAGUGAGGGAGAGGACGAGUCCCGUGACACAGACUCAGGUAGUGAGGGAGGGGACGAGUCCCGUGACACAGACUCAGGUAGUGAGGGAGGGGACGAGUCCCGUGACACAGACUCAGGUAGUGAGGGAGAGGACGAGUCCCGUUACACAGACUCAGGUAGUGAGGGAGAGGACGAGUCCCGUGACACAGACUCAGGACGAGUCCCGUGA
Molecule: messenger RNA, 1524 nt
Organism: Pecten maximus
Lineage: Eukaryota; Metazoa; Mollusca; Bivalvia; Pectinida; Pectinidae
Product: spore wall protein 2-like
Exons: 1
Coding region: 1-1524 (507 amino acids)
Source: RefSeq, a predicted model, not a curated record